AUGGCACGCGGUCCGUCAGUGAAGAGGCGGAGAUUGAGCCCUCCUGCUGAAAAAGGCAAAAAUGCCUCUCGCAGUAAAGCCGAUCAGUACGAAAAGGACGAGGAAUGGGACGUUGAGCAGGAUUACGAACGCCGGCCACGAAAAACGAGCAAAAAAGACGGCGAGCGCACUCGAUUGCCCAUCAAGACAUCCGAGGGCUUUGUUCAGACCCAUGAUGAUCCUGAAGAACCGACAGAAACAAUAGAUGAGAGCGACAGCUUUCUAGGGACCGACGAUGAGGAUAUGGAGGACGAAUCUGCCGACCAAUCCGAGGAAAUCGAAGAGAAAAAGCCCAAAAUUCCCAUCAAGGUGCAGGUCAUGCAGGCUAAGGAGGAUCUGGCCAAGAUGGCAUCAUUGAUCAAUGAGGAUCCCGAAGAACACAUCGCCUUAUUCAAGACCAUGGCUGAGAUGGUCAACAACCCAGAAUCGCCUGUCACCGUAAAAAAGCUAGCACUCGCGACGCAGGCUGCAGUUUACAAAGAUGUGAUCCCUGGAUAUCGCAUUCGCCCACUUACCGAAGAGGAUAAAACUGCGAAGGUUUCCAAAGAUGUGCGCAAACUUCGCGAUUUCGAACAGGGCCUUGUGGCAGGAUACAAACACUACGUCCAAAAACUAGGUACGCUGGCCAAGCCUGGCCGUGGUCAGCUGUCCGAGAAGGAUGCCAGCCUUAAGACCGUUGCUAUCAACUGUGCUUGCACCAUGAUCAUGGCUGUGCCUCAUUUCAAUUACCGUGCGGAAUUGUUGAAGAUCAUUGUCAAUCGCCUAGCGCGACGCAAUGUGGACCCUGACAUGGCAAAGUGUCGUGAAACAGUCGAAGAUGUCUUUGCAAAGGAUAUCGAUGGAAUUGUUUCUCUUGAGACUGUCCGCUUACUGGCUAAGAUGAUGAAGGCUCGGGAGUUCCGUAUUCAUGAAAGUGUAUUGGACACAUUCCUUCACCUACGUUUACUGGGCGAAUUCACAUUCAAGGCCUCGGCACAGCGUAUCGAUCGCGAGGGAGAGGAUCAACCCAUUCGUCGUAAGAAGCAAAAGGAAAAGCGCGAAUUCCGUACCAAGCGUGAGCGUAAAGUGCACAAGGAGCGAAAGGUGGUUGAGAAAGAUAUGAAACAAGCAGAUGCUCUCGUGUCGCAUGAGGAGCGUGAUAAAAAUCAAGCUGAGACUUUGAAGCUUGUGUUCGGUCUUUACUUCCGCAUCUUGAAGCAACGCAUUCCCCAUCUCAUGGGUCCCGUUCUUGAAGGUCUGGCCAAGUACGCCCGCCUCAUUAAUCAAGAUUUCUUUGGUGAUCUGUUGGAGGCCAUGAAGGAUCUGAUUGGUCAUGCUGAGCGCGAAGAGUUGAAGCAGGAAAAUGGAGAAGGAGAAGAGGAGGAUGAAUCAGAAGAAGACACACCCGACACACCCACUCGUGAUGCUCGGCGCGAGGCUCUCUUGUGCAUUGUCACUGCUUUUGCCCUACUAGAUGGACAGGACACCAGCAAAGCAGCGACAACUCUUCACUUGGACCUGAACUUCUUCAUUAAGCAUCUUUACAGAACCCUGUACGGCUUAUCUAUCAACCCUGAUGUUGAAUUCAACCCCAACACCUCGUUGCGUCUUCCCGACCCAAAUGCCCCGGAGGAGUCCACCAGAAUUCGAAACAAGAACAAAGUCAACUUCCAAACACCAAUGGUAUUGCUUCUUCGUUGUCUCCAAUCGACUCUCCUCUCGCGUGCGCAUGGCACACCGCCACCUAUUAGACUUGCCAGUUUCGCCAAGCGCAUUAUGACUUCCUCACUCCAACUUCCCGAGAAGUCCGCCCUUGCAUCACUUUCGUUGAUGACACAAAUGUCUAGACACCACGGACGGCGUAUCUCUCCACUGUGGCAUUCAGACGAGCGAAAGGGUGAUGGUGUUUUCAACGCAUACGCAACUGAUGUUGAGGGUACAAAUGUGUUUGCUGGAUCCAUCUGGGAAGGCGAGCUGUUGCGUCAACAUUACUGUCCACAAGUUCGUGACGCGGCCGUGGAUAUUGAGAAGAUGAUGCUUUCCGGCAAAUAG
Molecule: messenger RNA, 2070 nt
Organism: Penicillium angulare
Lineage: Eukaryota; Fungi; Ascomycota; Eurotiomycetes; Eurotiales; Aspergillaceae
Product: nuclear export protein Noc3
Exons: 1
Coding region: 1-2070 (689 amino acids)
Biological process (GO): DNA replication initiation
Cellular component (GO): nucleolus
Molecular function (GO): chromatin binding
Source: RefSeq, a predicted model, not a curated record